AUGUCAUUUGAAAUCAAAACAGUUCCCACCAAACCAUAUGAAGAUCAGAAGCCCGGUACUUCUGGUUUGCGUAAGAAGACGAAGGUCUUUAAGGACCAACCUAACUACACGGAGAAUUUUAUUCAAUCGAUUAUGGAGGCUAUUCCUGAGGGUUCCAAAGGAGCCACUCUUGUUGUGGGUGGUGAUGGCCGGUACUACAAUGAUGUCAUUCUUCAUAAGAUUGCCGCCAUCGGUGCCGCAAACGGGGUGAAAAAACUAGUUAUUGGUCAACAUGGUCUUUUGUCUACGCCCGCUGCUUCUCACAUCAUGAGGACGUAUGAAGAAAAGUGCACUGGGGGCAUUAUCUUGACUGCCUCACACAAUCCAGGUGGUCCAGAGAAUGAUAUGGGUAUUAAGUACAACUUAUCGAAUGGGGGUCCAGCUCCUGAAUCGGUCACAAAUGUUAUUUGGGAUAUUUCCAAGAAAUUAACUAGUUAUAAAAUCAUCAAAGAUUUUCCAGAACUAGACUUGGCGACAAUAGGGAAAAACAAGAAAUAUGGCCCAUUACUUGUUGACAUUAUUGAUAUUACAAAGGAUUAUGUUGAUUUCUUGAAAGAAAUUUUUGAUUUCAAACUAAUAAAAAAAUUCAUCGAUAACCAACGCUCAACUAAGAAUUGGAAAUUACUUUUUGACAGUAUGAACGGUGUGACAGGCCCAUAUGGUAAAGCUAUCUUUGUUGAUGAAUUUGGUUUACCAGCGGAUGAAGUUCUGCAAAAUUGGCAUCCAUCUCCUGAUUUUGGCGGUAUGCAUCCAGACCCAAAUCUGACUUAUGCUAGUACGUUAGUAAAAAGGGUAGAUCGUGAAAAGAUUGAGUUCGGUGCUGCCUCUGACGGUGACGGUGAUAGAAACAUGAUAUACGGUUAUGGUCCAUCUUUCGUCUCUCCAGGUGACUCUGUCGCUAUUAUAGCCGAAUAUGCCGCUGAGAUCCCUUAUUUCGCCAAACAAGGUAUCUAUGGUCUGGCUCGUUCUUUCCCUACUUCAGCAGCCAUUGAUCGUGUUGCCAAAGCUCAUGGGCUGAAUUGUUACGAGGUCCCAACUGGUUGGAAAUUUUUCUGUGCUUUGUUCGAUGCCAAGAAAUUAUCUAUCUGUGGUGAAGAAUCAUUUGGUACUGGUUCAAAUCAUGUAAGAGAAAAGGACGGUGUAUGGGCCAUUAUGGCAUGGUUGAACAUCUUGGCCAUCUAUAACAAACAUCAUCCAGAAAACGAAGCCUCUAUCAAGACGAUACAAAAUGAAUUCUGGGCCAAAUACGGUCGUACAUUCUUUACUCGUUAUGAUUUUGAAAAAGUUGAAAGCCAGAAAGCUAACAAGAUUGUUGACCAGUUAAAGGCUUACGUUACUAAAUCCGGCGUAGUCAGUUCCGCUUUCCCAGCCGAUGAAUCUCUCAAGGUCACCGAUUGUGGUGAUUUUUCUUACACUGAUUUGGAUGGUUCUGUUUCCGACCAUCAAGGUCUAUAUGUCAAACUUUCCAAUGGUGCAAGAUUUGUUUUAAGGCUGUCUGGUACUGGUUCUUCAGGUGCUACUAUCAGAUUGUACAUUGAAAAGUAUUGCGAUGAUGAAUCGCAAUACCAUAAGACUGCUGAAGAGUACUUGAAACCAAUCAUAAACUCAGUCAUCAAAUUCUUAAACUUCAAGCAGGUUUUGGGAACUGAUGAACCAACCGUUCGUACGUAA
Saccharomyces mikatae IFO 1815 is the source of this 1710-nucleotide messenger RNA. It is a transcript of the gene PGM2, whose product is annotated as phosphoglucomutase PGM2. Gene Ontology annotation, biological process: carbohydrate metabolic process. The record is from RefSeq and is a predicted model, not a curated record. The transcript has a single exon. Gene Ontology annotation, cellular component: cytosol. Bases 1 to 1710 code for a protein of 569 amino acids. Gene Ontology annotation, molecular function: phosphoglucomutase activity; magnesium ion binding. Lineage: Eukaryota; Fungi; Ascomycota; Saccharomycetes; Saccharomycetales; Saccharomycetaceae.